CGCAUCGUCUGCACGCCCUCUAUUGUACCAAAUGCAAAAGAUAGGUUAUGGAUUGUUAAGAUGGUUUCGCUGUUUGAGAACUACGAACAGCAAUAUUCGAUACUAACAGCAGAUAUUACAUCACAAAUUGGCCUUUUGAGUACAUCGGGCUCAAAAGAUCGUCGUCAGCUUAUCUCAAAUAUUGAAAAAAAUGUCAAAGAGGCGCAGGAAUUGCUCGAACAAAUGGAUUUGGAAGUUCGUGAGGUGGAAAUGUCGAAACAGCAAAGGUGCAAAACGAAGCUCGACUGUUAUCGGGCAGAGCUCAAACGUCUCACGCUCGAAUACAUAAAGGCUCGGUCGAUAAAGCAGGGGACGUUUAAUUACGAAUCGCAGGAGGAAUUCGAAGAUAUACGAAUAAGCGAGAAUCAAAAACAAAAGCUGCUAGAUAAUUCGGAACGAAUCGAAAGGACGGGUAAACGGCUGGAUGAUGGAUAUAGAGUUAUAUUAGAAACGCAAGAGAUUGGUACACAGGUGUUACAGAAUUUAAAUGAACAGAGAGAAACCAUACAAAGAUCAAGAGAUCGAUUAAGAACAACAAACGAAGAUUUGGGCAACUCAUCCCGAAUAAUGAACAUGAUGAUAAUGCGUUCCAUCCAACAGAAAAUAAUAUUUUUAAUCGUCGGUGCCUGUUUCGUUAUUGCCAUUUCCUUCGGACUGUAUCUUGGUUUAAGUAAAUAAUAUAAUUUUUAUAAAUAACGAGAUAUAUUAACUGUGCAACUGUUAUAAUAGUAAUAAAUUUUUACGAUUUUUAUCUCACGCCCUGUACUAUAUAUUUUAAAUUGUUAUUGAUUUAAAUGUUGAGAGUAUAUUAUAAAAGUUGUUACCUGCGCUAAUUUAUUUUAGUUCUAAAUUAAGAUCAAAGUUUUGUAAAUGCAACUUUAUAUACCGUAGUUUAGGAACUAUGCAAUGCAUGCUACACUUCAGUAUUCACUUUAGUAAUAAGAUACAUUUAUUUUAAUAUUGAUACCACUAUCAAUACAUGUGAUUUCGAAAUAUAUAAUUCCUUUUGUUUUAA
Messenger RNA from Photinus pyralis (common eastern firefly), 1054 nucleotides. It is a transcript of the gene Vti1a, whose product is annotated as vesicle transport through interaction with t-SNAREs homolog 1A. NCBI's taxonomy places the organism in Eukaryota, Metazoa, Arthropoda, Insecta, Coleoptera, Lampyridae. The transcript has 4 exons. Gene Ontology annotation, biological process: intracellular protein transport; retrograde transport, endosome to Golgi; vesicle fusion with Golgi apparatus. Gene Ontology annotation, molecular function: SNAP receptor activity; SNARE binding. Gene Ontology annotation, cellular component: ER to Golgi transport vesicle membrane; late endosome membrane; endoplasmic reticulum membrane. Bases 61 to 717 code for a protein of 218 amino acids. The record is from RefSeq and is a predicted model, not a curated record.